Molecule: messenger RNA, 855 nt
Organism: Effrenium voratum
Lineage: Eukaryota; Dinophyceae; Suessiales; Symbiodiniaceae
Source: the annotation of a GenBank genome assembly
AUGGGAGAGGACAAGAACAAGCUCUUCGUGGGCAGCCUGCCGCCAGACAUUACGGACGAUGAAAUCCAGACGGCCUUUGGGACUUACGGCACCGUCGUGGAGCACCACAUCAUGCGAGGCAAGUCCACCUCCGGCCAGGCCUGCUGCUUCAUUGUCUACGAGAACAAAGCGUCGGGCGAUAGCGCCAUUGCGGCGAUGGACAACGCCCUGACGCUGCGGGAGGGUGGCAAUCCCAUCCGCGUGUCCUGGGCCAAGGGCCGAUCUGGUUUUGGAGGCGGCUAUGGUGGCGGCUGUGGUGGCGGAUAUGGCGGCGGCUACGGCUGCGGAUGCGGCGGCGGCUACGGCGGCGGCUGCGGCGGCGGCUACGGCGGCGGCGGCUGCGGCGGCUACGGCGGCGGCUGCGGCGGCUGUGGCGGCGGUUAUGGCUGUGGCGGUUGUGGCGGCUGUGGCUGCGGUGGCUACGGGGGCUUUGGGGGAGGCUGUGGUUGUGGGGGCUGCGGCGGUGGCUGUGGCGGCUGCGGUGGAUGCGGCGGGUGGGGCUGCGGUGGCAAGGGCCAGUGGGAUAAAGGUUCGGGCGCGCUGCAGAAGUCCAAGCUGUUUGUUGGGAACCUCCCGGCAGACAUCAGCCAGGAGGUGAUUACGCAGGUCUUUGGCACCUACGGCUCAGUCACGAACGUCCAUGUCAUGGCGGGCAAGUCGAAGAGCGGUCAGAGCUGUGCUUUCGUGGAGUAUUCGAGCCCAAGCGAAGCAGAGACUGCCGUGUUGACCCUGCACGACAAGUACGAGAUCCGUCCAGGCGAGGGCAACAUCUCGGUGAAGUUCGCGAACUCGGGGUCCCGGCCUGGCCCGUACUGA